Messenger RNA from Motacilla alba alba, 7380 nucleotides. RefSeq names its product IQ motif containing E (gene IQCE). The transcript has 24 exons. Gene Ontology annotation, molecular function: protein binding. NCBI's taxonomy places the organism in Eukaryota, Metazoa, Chordata, Aves, Passeriformes, Motacillidae. The record is from RefSeq and is a predicted model, not a curated record. The coding region runs from base 105 to 2519 and encodes 804 amino acids.
CGGCCAGCGGGCAGGGGGCGUGGCCAGCGGCCGGUCAGGGGGCGUGACCCGGGCGCGCUCCAGGGGCCGGCGGCGGCUGCGGGACGGUAGCGGCGGUGAGCGGGAUGGAGUUGCGCCCUGCCCGGAGUUAUCCCGGCGCUCUCGGGCAGAAGCUCUCGGCCCGCAAGUGGAGCGGAGCCCUCGCAGAGCCCGCUCCGCCGCCCGCCGGGGUUUCGCUCCCUGCGGGGCCGCUUGGUGUCACCCGCGCUCCGCCGCCGGGCCGAGCCCUCCCCCGACACCGCCUGCAGGCGUGCCCCCGCUCUGCGCAUGCGUCACCGCCGCGGGCCGCCGAGGGUUGCCAUGGUUACCGCGAGCCGGAAGUGCCGCCGGGGGGCGAUGGCUGCCCCCAGCCCCGAGCCGGCGGCCACGGCCCGAGGGCGGCCCCGCGGCCCCGCCGCCUCGUGAGGCCUUCCCGCUGCUCUCCCACCAUGGCCCGGGGGGCCGGCGAGGCCGCCGCGGAGGGGGAGCUGGGAGAUGACAGCCUGUCUGUGAUAACCUGCCAGUCAGACACAGCCGUGAAGUUAAAGAAGAAGAUUUUUCAGAAGCCUCCAAAGUCACCAAAGUCUCCCUACAGCUCAAGCACACAACUGUAUCCUAAGAAAGCUGCAGCUUGGAGAUCUCUGCAGGGAAGGGCCAGUGCUUGUUUUGAGAAUGCAGCUGUUGAAAACCCAAGGCAGAUGUGGCUGGGAUUUCUGAAACAAGGAAUGAGCCAUGCUCUGAAAUCGGAUGCUGACACGGGGCAUGUGCGAGCUAACGUUUCCAGUAGCACUCCAGAAUAUUUGAAGGAAGCUCUAGGAAUGAAAAAGCCAAAACAUGCUCGUUCUUCCAGUAAUGGCUACAUUCCUGGAACUCCUGACUACAAAGAGAAAGAAGAUAUGUAUGAUGAAAUUAUAGAACUGAAAAAGACAAUACAAGCUCAGAAGAAUUUGGGAGACCGAAUGAAGACGAAGCUCCGUCGACUGGAAGAGGAGAACAAUAGAAAGGAUAAACAGAUUGAACAACUGCUGGAUCCUUCCAGGGGCUCUGAGCUGGCUCGAGCUUCGUCAGAAAAGAAGACUGAUAAUGGAUGGGUGGUUACUGGAUUAAAGCAGAAGAUUGUCAAGCUUGAAGAGCAGUGCAAGGAGAAAGACAAUACUAUUAAUGAAUUCCAGGCAGACAUGAAGACCAGUAGUUUGGAAGAAGUGAGGUUAGCCAUGGAAACCUACUAUGAAGAGGUUCAUCGCCUCCAGCUCCUCCUGGCCAAGUCUGAGACUAUGAGGAAAAAUGCAGAGGGCAGAGACACCCAGAAACGACUGAAGGCACUGAAUGCUGCCGUGCUGAGGCUCUCCAGGAACAUCAGGGAAAUGCAGGCUGAGAAUCGCCGGCUGAAGGAGGAUCUGGAUCACGUGCUGAGCACUUCCCCUCCUCACAGUAAAACAAAAAAUUAUAGUGAGUGGAGCAGACAGAGGCUGGUGAGGAAGAUUUUGGAUCUAGAAAAAAAAGUGUGUGCCAUGGAGAGCAGCAGGGUGUCCUUAGGUGACAGUGAGGCAUCACAAGUGCUUGCUGAGUCAUCUUCACAUUCUGUGGACCUGGACCAUCCAACAUCCCAACAUUUAGAGUGCUGUCGCCUCCAGAGGCUGGUGAAGAAACUGAAGGAUGAUAGGCAGGCACUUCAGAAUCUCCUGCUCAGUAAAGAAUUAGAUAUCAAGCAGUUACUGCAGGCCAAGGCUGAAGUGGAGCUGGAGCUGCAGAAGUGGCAGAGUAAGAUGGAAGAAAAAAGCACAGGAGAGCAGACUUUAAGUGAGGAAAUCCAGAACCUGACACAGAAAGUAGGGAAACUGGAGUUAAAACUGGAGGAGGAGAAAAGACAAAUGGGAGAAGAUACUGUGGAAAAGCUAAAUAAGACUCCUCCAGUCUGCACAGUGACAGGCAAAGAAAAUCACAGGAAAGAACAAGCAGCCAGAAUUAUCCAGAGAUGCUGGAAGAUGUACAAAACCAAGAAAGAAGAAGUUGCUCUGCAUGAGGCAGUUGUUCUGCUCCAGGCAGCCUUCAGAGGACAUUUAUCUCGACAGAAAGGGCUGCUGGAUGCUGGGGUGCCUGAUGCAAAGUCUCUCACUGAGAACUCCUGCCUGUCUUCCAUGUCAGACUCUUUGAGCUUUUCUUCUGAUUGCAAGGAGAGAGAUGAGAUGGUGACAUUCAUCCAGUCCAUUUUCAGGGCUCACUUAGCACGUACAGAAUCCCUUCAGGAGAGGCCCUCUGUGCCCAGUGCCCCCAGUGAGAAAGCAGAUCCUGCAGUUGCCAUCACAGAGAAGAGACCAGGCUCAGCAGCACUCCAGGGAUCUUCAGUCCCCACAUCUCCUCUUCCUGGCAGGUCCUGCUCUGCUCCUGGUGUGGCCCUGGAUGAGGCUCACUCCGACGACUCCGAUGACGUUGUGGUCCCUCCCUUGCUGCAGCUCUACUGGCAUAUUCUCUGGAUUUCUUACGAGAAACUUCACUUUUAAGUCUUAAACACCAGAGGUAAUCCAUGAGGCAUGAAUGGAAAAAUUUGGUAUUAUUUCUUGGAGCAGACUAGUCUUGAAUUCAGUUGAAAGCAAUUAAACAUUCACACUUAGUUAUAUUAAGCCAUAAUUUGUCUGCAGCUGAAGUUGGAAUGCCCUUGACUCUUGCAAGCUUUGCAGCAUCUCUCUGUGGUAGGUUUGUCAGUUAAUGAAUUGCUUUCCUCAUACAAACUUUUUAAGGGGAGAAAAAAGUUUCGUUCAAUGGGCAUCAUUAAGACCUGCAAUGAGCAAAACUUCCAUGUUGGACUCCAGGUUCGUAGGGAAGCAUUUUCAGGCAUGGUUGGUGGUCAGGUGCUGCAUCAGUUCCUCUGAUGUUUCCUUCUGUUUGCUGAAGUGCUGCUGUGCUGGUGGAGGCAGCCCUGACAUCCCUUCCCAAUGCCUGCCCUGCUUUUGGUGUGUUUUUGGCACUUUGCUUACACGUAGUGUUCAGUAGCCACUCCUGCCGUGCUCAAGGAAGAGCCUUGAACAGGAAGGGUUGCUGUGUUCUCAGGAAUUCACUCUGGUCCAGUUCACUGAUGAAAUUGCACCCUGCUCCCCCUGCCCCUCCCUGCCUGGCUCUCCCAAUUACCCUUUUCAAACCUGAGUAUCUGGACCCCCCCUGCUCUCCAGGACAGUGUCUGUGUUGUUCCCCUCACCAGAGCUGUGUCUGAACCAAUGUCCCCCUGCUCUCCAGUGUUUGUGUUCCCCUCACCAGAGCUGUGUCUGGACCAAUGUCCCAGCUCAAGGUGUGGCUCAGGCUGUCCCAGCUCCCCUCUCCUGGGGAGGGUUUUCCCUCACAGACACAUUGCACUGGCUACCACAUAAGCCUCUGUAGGGUUUCUAGUGCUGGUCGUGUCAACAGAGCUGUCAUAAAUUCUUGAUGCUCAAAAUGGUCUGGGAAGAAGCAGGAGGGACAGGAGGGACAUCCUGUCCCUCCAUUCCAUUGCCAAAGGCUGUCUUACCUCCCUUAUUGUCAUCCAUGUCAUUGCUGUCCCCUCCUGAGCCCAUCAGCUCUGCAGAGCUGAGCCUCUGCCUCAGCAAUGAAAGUCUCUGCUGUGCUCUGACUUUAGGGAAGGAAUUCUGUAAAAUCUGUCACCUGGUUACAGUGCUGCUGUAAAAAAAGGCUGUGCUUGAAUGGCCUCUAGGUGUAUGCAUGGAAAAUUAGAAGAGCUUUUUCUAAAUGGGAUUGACCAUGAGUGCCUGUAGUACAAGUUACAACGUUCUGCACAAACAUUGCUUUGCAUUGCCAUUAUUGAGCAAUAAUCCUUAUUUGGAACUUAUACAAAUUGUGGCAGAACCUUCUAUUUAUCUAACCUGGAAAUUUUUCCUGAACAGGCUCUCUGUAAUCCACUCAGAGAAUUGGCAGUUUUCUUCUCCCUCUCGGCAGAUAUUUAAUAGCCAAGUAUUGCAUUUCCAUGCUAGUAAACCUUCAUUAUUAUACAAAACGUACCAGAAUGUUAUGAAGAAAUACCUUAAAUAAUUAAAUAGAAACGAAGAGUGACAAAACAAACGAACAAAGUGCAAUUUGAGCUGUGUUAUUCUUUCCUUUUUAUGUUCACUUAUUUGCUAAUUUGCUGAACUUACUGGACUGCAGUGGGUCUUGCUGUGAUUAGAGGGAGUUUGCCAAGUUCCUUUGUAAUUGUUUCUUAGCAAUUAACUAAAUAAUAGAAUGUUCUCUGUGUGGCUCUCUGGGGAAAAGAGCGGGCAGGUGCUUUUGCAAUAGGAUUUCCACAUCUUCCACCCAUUUCCCUAGAACUCAGUUUAAAAAGACCAGUAAAACAUGAGAAAGAGAGAGAACAUUGCCUCAGGAUUGGAAAUUAAAGAAUUAACCUAUUAUUAUUUCUUUCAGUUGGCUGGAAGCUUUUUUUGCUGGCCCUGGUAGUGGCUAUUUUUUGUGUAAACCUGAAAGUCCCCGCCAGGACGUCAGAGGAAAGUCAUGAAAACCCAAAUGUAUCUUCCUGCCUGCAGAUGCCUCCACUCAGGGGAAGUCCUUCAAGCUGGGAGGAGAAGUCAGCUGGGAAGAUCCCUGGCUUUACUGGGAGACCAAGCUGUCAUGGAGGGGGCAGAGAUGUCUGGGGGAGGCUGGAGAGCAGCCCUGGCUUUGUUAUUUCCUUUGACUUUGAGCAGAAAAUUACAGAGGAAGCCCUGGGAGGAGAGGAAGGGUAAUUUUAAUGGAGGCACAGUUUAGCUCAGCGGGAAGGAGGCACGGCUGGGUGGAAGGGCAGAGUUUAUGGAGCGGUGGAGUCAGAGGUGUGGCCCGGCAGUGGCAGCUGAGUGCCGAGGCACGGUUUUCUUCUGACCUCCCCAUGACCAUCUGUAAUUUAGUCCCUGUCUCAAGAGGGUAACUCAUCCAUCUGCUGGCACUUGGAGUGCAAACUUGCCUUUUUUCCUUCUUUUUUCUUUUUUUCUUUUUUUUUUUUUAAUCUGUAUUGUUAGCUAAAACCUUUUGUAGCACAUAUUAGGUUUGACAGUCGGGGGAAGACUCCUUGCUCCAGAUUAUAUUAAAAGCUGAAUUAUUUAAUUUCAUAGUGAAAUCAGAAAAGCCAGGGGUAGGAGGUUGCUGUUUUAAAAGGUGCUCUCAUUGCCAGUACCACUUCAGCAGUAGGGAUGUCUGGAAUCAGAAGCUUGUGAAGAGUGAAAAAUGCUACAUUUCUUGGAGGGCUUCUGUAGACUGCCUGAUGGUCUCAAGAGGAUGGAGGACAGCACUGGCUGCCUUAUUUUGGAGAUUUAAACUAGUCUUUUUAUCUUUGCUAUUUUUAACGUGAAACAUUUCUCAUCUGCCUAUUUUGUCCAUUGAUUCUUUAGCAAAGCCACUGUCAGAACAAGUUAGCAAACACUAAUGCUGCUCUUUAGGUUAUUUUUCAGCGGGAUUAUCAGUGAACAAGCUGACAUUUGCAGUUCGCUUUGCUUGACUGUAGAACUGCUUUCCAUGCAGGGGUGAUUUACUGUUAGAUUUUAUUCCUGGGAUGUCACGACAGUGUCUCGUUUGUUCAUUUGGCUUUGGCAAAAGAGAGUGUACUUAUUUGUGUGGCAAGGAAAGAAAGGCUGCUAUAAUCUAAACAUGAGAGCCUUGAUAACUGUUUUGUCAUGUACUCAAGAGUUACCUGCAUAGGAUCAAAUGAGAGAUGCUGGACAUCCAAGAAUUGCAGAUAUUUCUUUGUGAUGUGGCACAACGGGCUGGAAUGCCAUGGAAAGUAUGGCUAGUGCUGGAUCCUGUGGUUUGUCUCUUAUUCCUCGUUUGCUGAAUCCAUUCUGCUCUUCAUUUUCCCAUAUCAUUAUAAAUAAUUGUGGGGGAGAAAUGAAAACUGUUGAUGCCUCUGUUUCUCUGUAAUCCCCAGUCCUCAUUCUGCUCUAAUUUAAUCCAGUUGUCUCAGCAGCAGGAGGCUGAGGGGAGGCUUGCACACCAGCACUGCUCCCUUUCCCCUCACCCCCAGCCCCACAGAGUGCCUCGAACACCCACCCCCAUGGAACAGCAUCCAGCUUUUCCUGUCAUUUAUUCCAAAACUUUCUGUGCAGUUUGAUUUACAUCAGCCCUGUCAAACAAGAUCUCAGUGUGGCGUCCUGGCUGCAUCUUCUCUCCCCUGUCCCUCACAUGCUGACAGAGGUGCUUGGACUUGCAGCCUGGUGGGGGUUUUGUGUCCAUCCAGAGGCCCGUGGCUGUGGUUACAUCUGCAGGACAGAUUCCAGCCUUGAGCAUUGUAGUGCCAAAUUGCAUAAACUCUGUGUCAGAAGGGGCUUAGGCAGAGAUCUCUUGCUCCCAGCGAGGUCUCUCUGCUCCUUGUCUUUGGGUUGUUAGAACUGGAGGUGAAAUAUGUUAGACCAUUGGCCCUUGAAAGAAUUCCUUCUUCCAUCCAUCCAUCCAUCCUUGCCAGCACUGUGAAAAAAGCAAAAAUAAUAAGAAAGAAUAUAAAAUUGGCUGAUGUUCAGCUGUCCUGCAGAAAAAUAAACCCUUUACUUGGAGAAAGCUGGAGGGAGUUGAGGUCUUGUACCUUUGAAUAUCUUGUACUUGUGCACACAGCGUGUGGCUCUAAAGCUCUGACGUGUGCCUUAAUGCUAUUUGGGAGUGAUAAGAUUGCUUUUUAGCUGUGUUGAUAAUACUCAUAUGAAAAUCCCAUCCUAGUCAAAAGCUGUUGAAGUUUUCAGAACAUCAGCAGAAAUAAUGUUUAUUUGCUCUAAGGGGUUAAAUGGUCCGUUUUAGCACUUUUGGUCUCCUUAUUUAUGAAAUGCAUCAGUCAGGACAAAGUAAAGCAUGAAAUCCUGGCUGCAUUUGGGAAAAGGAAUAAAAUCAUACUUGCAAAAGAGGUGGCUCCAUAACAUCUACUGAUCUGCCACCCUUUAGGAGAAUAAAACAGUUGGUGUUACCCUUUUAUUUUCCAGUGGGAUACACAGCAUUCCAAUAUUCUCUAAGUUUUCAUGAGCCAUCACAGUUUCUAAUUCUAAACAGAUGAGUUUCUCAAGCCUGCAAGACCUGGAAAUCAUUUGCCUGAAGUGUGUUAGAGGACUGGAUGAUCCUUUUUUCCCUUUCCAACUCCAAAUUAAGUUGAGUGGUGUUUAAAAGACAACGCUUUGAGCAAUCAGGAGUUGGUGAGGUGUGCUGCAGCAGGGCUGGGAAGGGGACCCAGGGAUGGAGAGACUGAGGGUCUGGGAGAUGGUCUGAAUGGACCAGCCAAGUUUAGGAGCUCCUGCCUUAAUGCUGGGCCCUACUGCGUACUUACAGCAAGAAUUAAAUUAUUCAUUCUAUUCCUUUUAAAACAAAGCAGCAAAUAUUUUUUUUUGCAUUUCAGUUGCAACAGGAGCAGUACAAUCUUUGUAAUAAAGUGAAUGA